AAAACGAGAAAAAAAAUCGUAGCGAAAGAGAGAAAUUACGACGUCUGCAGGGCCGUAGCGAAAAAAGCAGCAAAUACUGAGACAGAGUGACUAUGAUUGUUGUUAAGUGAAAGCAGCACUUUGGAAAACGGCCAGGCCAGCGCCAAAGGGAAAGCAGCGGAGUCAGCGUUCGAAAAUCGAGCCAGCGGAAAGCGAAUCAAAGCUGGAAGGCGAUAAAGCGGCUCACCAGGCACAGGCAAGGCACCACCACCACCACCACCAUCACAAGCAACACCAACAACAACAGCACCACAGCAGCAGCAGCCAGGGAAAGUGCGAGAGUGUGCGUGUGAGUGCAAGUGCGAGGCGAGGGAGUGUGAGUGAGUAAGAGUAAGUGUGUGGGCAGUGGAAACUGAACGGAACUGAGCCGAGAGAGAGCGAGAGAGGAAGAGAGAGAGAGAGAGAGCGAGAGCGGAGUGCCAUAGUGGAAGUGGGAGCGGGAGAGGAGCAGUCCUAUUCCGAAUCCCGGAAUAGAAAACCAGGAGCAGGAAGAUCAGGAAUAGAAGGGGGAAGAGGAGCAGCCACCGGAAGCCCCGACCAUGUCUUCGAGUAACCAGAGCAGCAGCGCUGCCCAGGCGGCAACAAGUGCCCGCACCGCCGGUGCCAAUGCCAGUUCCAGUGCCGCAGAAGCCACAGAUGCCAAUAGUACCGCCUCGAACAACAACAACAAUAAUAAUAAUAGCAGCAGCACCGCUGCAGCGGGCGGCGCCACCUCGCAGAGCAACAACAGCGAAAACAGCAGCAGUCCCACCACUGGAACGGGCACAGCAGCGGGCACUGGAAAGCUGCACGGCGGCCACACGGCGGUAAACACCAAGGAGCGGGUGGUGGACAGCGUCCCCUUCCCGCCCAGCCACAAGCUGACCUUGGCGGAGGUGUUCGACCAGCGGACCGGUAAGCCCAACCACGAGCUGCUCAAGCAGCACUUCAUUUUGGAGGGCAGAAUCGAGGAGGCGCCCGCCCUGAAGAUCAUCCAGGAUGGAGCCGCCCUGCUGAGGCAGGAGAAGACGAUGAUCGACAUCGAGGCGCCGGUGACGGUGUGCGGCGAUAUCCAUGGCCAGUUCUACGACCUGAUGAAGCUGUUCGAGGUGGGCGGUUCGCCGGCCAGCACCAAGUAUCUGUUCCUUGGUGACUACGUCGAUCGGGGCUACUUCAGCAUCGAGUGCGUCCUGUAUUUGUGGUCGCUGAAGAUCACCUAUCCGCAGACGCUGUUCCUGCUGCGCGGCAACCACGAGUGCCGGCAUUUGACCGAGUACUUCACCUUCAAGCAGGAGUGCAAGAUCAAGUACUCGGAGCGCGUGUACGACGCCUGCAUGGACGCAUUCGACUGCCUGCCGCUGGCGGCGCUCAUGAACCAGCAGUUCCUGUGCGUCCACGGCGGCCUGUCGCCCGAGAUCCAUGAGCUGGAGGACAUCCGGCGACUCGACCGCUUCAAGGAGCCGCCCGCCUUCGGCCCCAUGUGCGACCUGCUGUGGUCCGAUCCGCUGGAGGACUUUGGGAACGAGAAGAACUCGGACUUCUACACGCACAACUCCGUGCGCGGCUGCUCGUACUUCUACAGCUACGCCGCCUGCUGCGACUUCCUGCAGAACAACAACCUGCUGUCGAUCAUCCGGGCGCACGAGGCGCAGGACGCCGGCUACCGCAUGUACCGCAAGAGCCAGACCACCGGCUUCCCCUCGCUGAUCACCAUCUUCUCGGCGCCCAACUAUCUCGACGUGUACAACAACAAGGCGGCGGUGCUGAAGUACGAGAACAACGUGAUGAACAUCCGGCAGUUCAACUGCUCGCCGCACCCGUACUGGCUGCCCAACUUCAUGGACGUGUUCACAUGGUCGCUGCCCUUCGUGGGCGAGAAGGUCACCGAGAUGCUGGUGAACGUGCUGAACAUCUGCUCCGACGACGAGCUCAUGACCGAGGAGAGCGAGGAGCCGCUCUCGGACGACGAGGCGGCGCUGCGCAAGGAGGUCAUCCGCAACAAGAUCCGUGCCAUCGGCAAGAUGGCGCGCGUCUUCUCCGUGCUGCGCGAGGAGUCCGAGUCGGUGCUGCAGCUGAAGGGCCUGACGCCCACGGGCGCCCUGCCCCUCGGCGCCUUAUCCGGCGGCAAGCAGUCGCUCAAGAACGCCAUGCAGGGCUUCUCGCCCAACCACAAGAUUACCUCGUUCGCGGAGGCCAAGGGCCUGGAUGCCGUCAACGAACGGAUGCCACCGCGGCGGGAUCAGCCUCCCACGCCCAGCGAGGAUCCGCACGCGCACAGUCAGCAGGGCGGCAACAAUGGGGCCGGGCACGGGUAAGCUGUGCCCUCUUGUGCGGCUGCCGAACACGGAUGCAGACGCGGUGCGGAGGAGUCUGGCGAGGAGUGGUCUGGAGGAGGGGCCGAGUGGAGCGGAGCGGAGGAAACACAAAGAACACCAACCGAACGGAACCUUAAUUAAGCUUAAUGUGGCAGAGCAACAACUUAAAUACUAAAACCAAUUCUAAUUCUAAGUAAUUGUCAUUACCCCCUUGCAUUUCGUAAGUGAUCCCGCGCCAGCUCCAUGCCCACGUCCAUGUCCAUGGCCCAGAGCCUCCAAACCGACGGCACGGAGCAGAGAUUUGUUUUUAAGCGGGCGCGCGCACAUUGGAUAUUAGAAUUAUGUGUGGCAUACUUUGGCGCGCCGGCCCCCCAGGAAAAUUCCCUUUCUCGAUAGCAGAAAACCAACCGUAACCCAUAACCUAGCUUAAGUUGUAAUGUAUAAACUGAAAUGGGAAAAUUUUAAAGUGAAAAAUGAACAAAACCGAAAGCAAACCCCCUACAACCCCAGCAAAAAAAAUAUAGGAAGCGAAGAACCCCUAGAAGCAAGAAUCACUAACCUAAAUGAAGAGAUAGGAAAAAAAUCCAGCGCUAAUCUGUUCCAAACAUUUAGCAGCGCCAAAAAGAAGCGUACAUAUAUGUAUACAUAUGAUUAUAUAGAAAUAUUCGAAGUAUAAAGCCGAGAUGUAACCGAAAGUGUAAUGAAAUUCAAAAUGAACAAAGGUCAUUUUUGUAAUAAUCGUAAUCCUUGAACUCUAGAAAUGUAAUCUUGCAUAGAAACAAAACAAAAAACGAAAACAAUUUUGAAACCAUUUGCAAUAUGUGCCGCAAUAGUCCAUAAAUGUUCCUUAUACGAAUUAAACAUUGAAAGUGAAACCAGAGUUUAUUUUUUUUUUAAUAUAUUAAAAUAUAUGUAUAUGUAUAAUUGUUGCAUAAUCUAACAUUCGAUUUAAUAUGUUACAUUUUUGCGUGUACGACUGUGUGUGUAUAAAUACUUGCGUUUUAUCAGUUGCUUGUCAAAUGAAAACAGCAAGGAAACAAUAAGGAUAAAACCGAAAUACCGAAGAGAUCAUAAUCGUUGUUUGAGGAUCAAGUCUAGCUAAUUAAUCAAUUAAUGAAUACGAUCGAUUACAUGACGUAAAUGCAUUUUAAACAACACACUCACACACAGAGAGAGAGGGACGGAUCGUUAACCAUUUUAAUAGCAAAUCAAAUAUUUAACUAAUAAAUUACUAUGUAAACUUAA
Drosophila subpulchrella is the source of this 3578-nucleotide messenger RNA. It is a transcript of the gene Pp2B-14D, whose product is annotated as serine/threonine-protein phosphatase 2B catalytic subunit 2. The transcript has a single exon. Gene Ontology annotation, biological process: calcineurin-mediated signaling. Lineage: Eukaryota; Metazoa; Arthropoda; Insecta; Diptera; Drosophilidae. The coding region runs from base 579 to 2333 and encodes 584 amino acids. Gene Ontology annotation, cellular component: calcineurin complex; cytoplasm. The record is from RefSeq and is a predicted model, not a curated record. Gene Ontology annotation, molecular function: calmodulin binding; calmodulin-dependent protein phosphatase activity.